CACUAAAACAUCAUUCAAAGUCGCUUAGAAAAUCCAAUGGCUUCUUUCACUGCAUUACUCUCUUCCACUACACUUUUCCUAUUGCUUUUAGUCCCCAAGCUAAGUGCAGAUCCAGACCAAUUGCAGGAUUUCUGCAUAGCAGAUACUUCAUCUCCCACAACUCUUAUGAAUGGGCUCCCUUGUAUCAAUCCCAACAAAGCUUCUGCAAACCACUUUACUAGCUCAGCCCUAAGCAUGGUGGCCAAUACAUCGGGAAACCCAUUGGGAAUAAGUGUGAUUCUUUUGACUCCACAGAUUCUUCCGGGCAUAAACACACUGGGAAUCUCAAUGGCUCGUAUAGAUAUGGCGGCUGGUGGGGUGGCGCCUCCUCAUACACACCCUAGAGCCACUGAAAUAGUUUUCAUACUGCGAGGAAAAUUGAUUGCGGGCUUCGUUGAUAGUACCAACAAAUUGUUUUCUCAUGUGGUUAAGACUGGCGAUGUAUUUGUGUUCCCCAAGGGGACUCUGCAUUUUCUACAAAACAUUGGAGGCAAUACAGCUUCUAUUAUAGCUGCUUUUAACAGUCAAAAUCCAGGUUCAUUUCUUAUCCCCUUUGCAGCUUUUGCUUCUAAUCCGGCUAUUCCUGGUCCAGUACUGGCCAAGGGGUUUCAGAUUAGUUUGGAGGAGGUGGGAAAGAUUAGAAUGGGCCUUGGUGGCCAUUGAUGCAGUUAGAUGAUGUUUUUAGGCAAUGGCUAGUGAUAUAUGUCUUGUUGUCACUAUGUUUAGUUUAAGAGUGCAGAAAUAAGUGAAUGGUUUGAUGGGUUUGCUAUAAGGAAAUUUGUUGCUACAUUUUCCUAGUGAAAUUGUCACUCGUUGCAGUUGAA
Molecule: messenger RNA, 863 nt
Organism: Cryptomeria japonica (Japanese cedar)
Lineage: Eukaryota; Viridiplantae; Streptophyta; Pinopsida; Cupressales; Cupressaceae
Product: germin-like protein 1-1
Exons: 1
Coding region: 37-702 (221 amino acids)
Cellular component (GO): cell wall
Molecular function (GO): manganese ion binding
Source: RefSeq, a predicted model, not a curated record